UCAUCAACUCACACUUUUCUCACAUCCAACAUCAUAACACAAGCUUAGAAUCACAAAAGCAACUAAGUCUCCUUAUUUUCUUAUCACAAGACAAAAGAGAAAAGCAAAAGACAAUGGCUUCGGCUCUGAGUUUUUUCACAUGCCUUGUUUUGACUGUGUGCAUAGUUGCAUCAGUAGAUGCAGCAAUCUCAUGUGGCACAGUGACAAGUAACUUGGUUCCAUGUGCCGGCUAUCUAAUGAAAGGCGGGCCGGUGCCAGCUUCAUGCUGCGCCGGAGUUUCAAAAUUGAACAGUAUGGCUAAAACCACACCGGACCGCCAACAAGCAUGUAAAUGCCUAAAGACCGCUGCAAAGAGCGUCAAUCCAAGUCUAGCCUCUAGCCUUCCUGGAAAGUGCGGUGUUAGCAUUCCCUAUCCUAUCUCCAUGAGCACUAACUGCAACACCGUCAAGUGAAGUGGGAACUCAUAUAUCAUGGAUGAAGAGUAUGGUCUAUAGCAUAAAUAAAAAAGGGUCUAUCUACGCUGACCUCAGCAUGCCCUAGUUUGUCUUGUUUUUAUUUUGUUGUUGAAAAGUUUGUCAUGUUACUUUGUAAUCUUUUGCUUUAUAUAUAUUGGGUCUCAAUUAUGUUUAAGAUAUGAUAAUAUUAUCUUAUUAAUCA
This is a messenger RNA of Brassica napus (rape), 657 nucleotides long. RefSeq names its product non-specific lipid-transfer protein 3-like. The transcript is spliced from 2 exons. Bases 114 to 452 code for a protein of 112 amino acids. Gene Ontology annotation, molecular function: lipid binding. Gene Ontology annotation, cellular component: membrane. The record is from RefSeq and is a predicted model, not a curated record. Gene Ontology annotation, biological process: lipid transport. NCBI's taxonomy places the organism in Eukaryota, Viridiplantae, Streptophyta, Magnoliopsida, Brassicales, Brassicaceae.